Culex quinquefasciatus (southern house mosquito) is the source of this 2344-nucleotide messenger RNA. RefSeq names its product HBS1-like protein (gene HBS1). The record is from RefSeq and is a predicted model, not a curated record. Lineage: Eukaryota; Metazoa; Arthropoda; Insecta; Diptera; Culicidae. Gene Ontology annotation, biological process: translation. Gene Ontology annotation, molecular function: GTPase activity; GTP binding. The coding region runs from base 194 to 2260 and encodes 688 amino acids. The transcript has 6 exons.
UGCUGAUGCAUCAAAUCGCGCAAGAGUUUUCCUCUUCUUGUGUGAUUUUGCUUUCGCGAGUGUCUGAUUUUAAUUUCAAUCUCUUAAACUAUGAUUUGCUAGUGUGCUAAUCGCGUUUAAUCAACCUAACAGUUUAAUCAAAUGAUAUUUGUGCAUUAAGCGGUUGUGACUUGGAGCAAAACCCAAUUUCAAAAUGUCUCGUCAUCGGAAUGUCCGGACGAUGAACUACGACGAUGAGUACGACGAUGACGACGAUUACCUCGGUCAUUCGGUGGAGGACGACUGCAUUUCGCCGACGGACGCCCAACAGUGGAUGUACGACCGGGCCAAGGGACAGCAGAGCAUUUCCGCCUUCCUGGCCAACAAUCGGGACAUCGAGGAGGAGGACGACGAUGGGCUGGAAGCGGAGCGGUGUGCCGGUCUGCACACCCGGCGCGAUUCGGAGUGCUACCAGCUGCCGGAACUGAACGACGAAGACCGGGUUCGGUUAAACUCCUGCAUGGACGAGAUCAGAAACAUUGUAGGCGAAUCCGCCACGGACAAGCAGCUGGUGGAGGCCAUCAUGAAGCACGGCUACAACUUUGAUCUGGCGCUGGACGACGUGCUGAACAGCACCAAAACUCCGCCGACGGCCAGCGUGAGCUCGCCGAUCGUGACGGCGGCGGCCAAAACCAUCCCGAAAAUUAUCGAAAAAGGCAUUGGCGACCGUCUGCUGGAAAAGUCCGACAAACUGCUCGCCGUCAAGGCCCCGGCCGCGGACGUCGUCAAACCGUCCAUUCUGGUAACGCCAACGGCAAAAAAGACCGCCAACGUAACGAUGGGCUUCGAAAUCAGCAGCCCGCGCGUCCAGUCGCCCUCGGUGUCCGGCCGGAACACCCCGGAAAUAACAAACGCCAACAACCAAACGCCCAAACCACUUCCGAAGGAGCUGCUACGGAACGGGUUGGAGCUAUUCAAGAAGGAGCGUGGCGCGGACAAACAGCACAUUCACAUGGUCGUGAUUGGCCACGUGGACGCCGGAAAGAGUACGUUGAUGGGACACUUGCUGUGCGACACCGGGAAUAUUCCCCAGCGGGUGAUGCACAAGAACGAGCAGGAGAGUAAGAAGAUGGGCAAGCAGAGCUUCAUGUACGCGUGGGUUCUCGAUGAGACCGGAGAGGAACGCGAGCGGGGCAUUACCAUGGACGUCGGGAGUUCCCGGUUCGAGACGCCGAAUAAAACGAUUACCCUACUGGACGCCCCUGGCCACAAAGACUUUAUCCCAAACAUGAUCUCGGGAGCGAAUCAGGCGGACGUGGCACUGCUCGUGGUCGAUGCCACCCGGGGUGAGUUCGAGACGGGUUUCGAGCAGGGCGGCCAAACUCGGGAGCACGCGCUGCUGGUGCGUUCCCUUGGCGUUAACCAACUGGGCGUCGUUGUCAACAAGCUGGACACGGUCAACUGGUCCAAGGAGCGAUUCGACGAAAUUGUUGGAAAGCUCAGGUUCUUCUUGAAGCAAGCCGGCUUCAAAGAUUCCGACGUGACGUACGUGCCCUGCUCGGGGCUUACGGGUCAAAACUUGGUCAAGGAUCCAUCCGACGGCGAGCUGCUCAAGUGGUACAAGGGACCGACGCUACUGAAGGUGAUUGAUGCCUUCAAAACCCCGGCACGUUCCGUCGACAAACCGUUCCGCAUGUCAAUCUCGGACAUCUUCAAGGGCACCGGCUCCGGCUUCUGUAUCUCCGGUCGGAUCGAGGCCGGUGUGGUCUGCGUAAACGAUCGCGUGCUCGUGUGUCCCAGCAAGGAGCAAGCCGUGGUCAAGAACAUAACCAUCGACGAGCUGCAAUACACGACCUGUUUCGCGGGCGAUCAGGUCUCGAUCACGUUGGCCAACGUCGAAGCGGCCAACAUGGCAAUCGGCUUCAUACUCAGCGAUAUUCACGCACCAAUUCCUCUGGCAACGCGCAUCCGAGCUCGGAUUGUGGUGUUCAACAUUAAAGUUCCAAUUACGAUGGGUUAUCCGGUGCUGCUCCAUCACCAGUCGCUCAUCGAACCGGCUACGAUCCACAAACUUAAAGCGCAACUCCACAAAGGAACUGGCGAGGUCCUCAAGAAGAACCCACGCUGUCUGGGCAAUAACUCGUGCGCCCUGGUCGAUAUCGAGUUUCAGCGGCCGGUUUGUAUGGAACGGUACGCGGAUUGCAAGGAACUCGGACGGAUUAUGCUGCGGGUCAGUGGAGUGACGAUCGCGGCAGGACUCGUGACGGACAUUGUUAAAUGAGAAUGUAAGUUACAAUCAUCCUAUACGAAAGGACGGGGUUCCAUUUCAAAUCUUUAACUAUUUGCAAUAAAAAUGACAACUCGA